UCUCUCUCUCUCUCUCUCUCUUAAUUCUUGCCUAAAAUUCCAAUUUCUCUCCAAAUUUGCUCACCCAAAUUGGCUGUGCUGCAAGCUUGCAACUUAGACCCUCAGAAGUAGAUAAAAUGUGGAACCUUUUGAAGGCCCAUUACGGUUUUUUGAGCUACAGUGGUGUCUUGUGAUCUCUCUUACAGGUCCAACAAUGUCGUCGUCAAAGGGGGAUUCUGAUGGGUAAUAAUAAGUCUGUUUGUUCCUCGAAAAUCAAGAUGUGAGUGGUGGGUUCUUGCAAAACCCUUCUUCUUGAGCUUUUUGAUUGUCGAAUAAUGGUGGCUGCCGUUACCGGAGGAGCCGCUUCAACGACGCCCGACCCGCGAAACCCCAAAACCCCCUCCGCCGCCGCCGCCAGGCCGCCGUUGCUGCCGUCCGAGAAGGAUAACGGCAAUGGGUCCUCUCCGAGCAACCCCAGAAAGCCCAAAUCAAAAACCGUGUCCUCUCGGUACAUGUCGCCUUCCACUUCCACUCCAAAUUCAUCCUCUGUCGCCUCUUCUAGAAGGUUCCCUUCGCCGUCGGUCUCGAGUAGCUCGAGAAAUUCGCCUUCUCUGACCUCCUCCAAGAGGUCUGUUUCUGUAGACAGACGGCGGCCGGCGGCGGUGAGGCAUUUGACGGCGGAUCUAGAUUCCAGAAGCGGCGGCGCCGUUAUCUCAGCCGCCUCUAAGCUGCUCGUCACCUCCACCAGGAGCCUAGCAGUUUCCUUUCAAGGUGAAUCCUUCUCUUUGCCUGUUAGCAAAACUAAAGUUUCCCAUUCUACCCCUAAUCCAACUACUGUGAGAAAAGCAACACCCGAAAGAAAAAGGACUGUUGUUACUCCUUUGCCAGAAGGUAAAGCUGAGAGUUCAAAGGAUCAGCUCGAAAAAAAUCCGAAAUCCGCCGAUCACCAUCUCUGGCCCGGCAAGAACCGGGCUUCAAAUCACCUAUCGAGAAGUUCCAGUAAGCUAAUCGGGCCCUUUAACGAGAGAAGGCUUUCGUGCAGUGGCAGGUUGAGUCUUGAUUCGGUCGAACGAGCCCAUGAUAGGAAUUCGGUAAAAAAUGAACUAUUGAUGCAUCCUUAUGAUAUUAUUACAACCUCUGAUUCAGACAGCAUGUCUUCAGACAGUACUUCGGGAGUCCACAGGUCAAGCGGGCCUCGAGCCAUUGCUGCUUCGGCCCGAUUCUGGCAGGAGACUAAUAGUCGACUGAGGAGGCUGCAGGAUAAUAAUAGUUGUGGGCCGAAACUGAUUGUGCCACCUAAAUCGAAAAAGUUUAUGAGUAAUGGCCCGUUAUUGUCUCCUGUUCGUGGAAAUACUAUUAUGGCUUCUCAGCCAAGGGGGAAAAGCCCAAGCCCAAGCCCGUCUCGUAUGAGAAAUGCUGAUAAUAGCUUCUUCAUUGGGAACGGUUUUGGUGUGAUGCCUUCGGUUCUUAGCUACGCUGUGGAUGUUAGGAGAGGGAAAGUCGGGGAGAAUGGAAUAUUAGAUGCACAUUUUUUGAGGCUUUUGUAUAAUCGGCACUUGCAGUGGAGGUUCGUGAAUGCUCGAGCUGAAGGGGUCUUGCGUGUGCAGCAACGCAGUGUAAAGAAACAUCUAUGGAAUGCGUGGAUAACAAUCUCUGAUCUACGAGGAACAGUCACCAAAAAACGACACAGAUUGCAUCUGCUAAGGCAAAAGUUGAAGCUAGCCACCAUUCUUAAGAGAGAAACGACUUUUUUGGAAGAAUGGGCUUCUCUGGAUAAAGAGCACUCGAUUUCUUUACUCGGAGCAAUCGAAGCUUUAACCGCUAGUACUCUUUGUCUUCCAGUUGUUGGAGCAAUUGGGAAUGUCCAAAGCAUGCAUGAUGCAAUUGGCUCGGCUUUUGACAUUAUGCAGACAAUGGCACCCUCCAUAUAUUUUCUUCUGCCAAUGGUUGAAAAAUUAAAUUCUUUGUCGAGCGAACUUGUAAAAGUGACCACGAAAGAACAAGCUUUGCUCGAGAGAUGCACUUAUGUUCUAUCUUCAUUAGCAGCCAUGCAGGUUAAAGACAAUAGUCUGAGGACACAUAUAAUACAAAACGCCCGUUUAUGAACAGCAUGAAAGAGACCCGUAGAAGAACUGAUUCUAUUUUUGACUGUUAACAAUCGAGGCAUGCUAACCAUCCAUAUGACCAGAAGAUGGAGUCUUUGGCGAUUUUGUUACACGCGUGUUUUAUUUUGUAGCAGCCCAAGAUAACUAAUAUUACGGGGAAUGGUCCUUAAUCUCACUAAUUCAGCUGUGUACAAACAAUGUAUAUGUGUAAUAUUCUAAAAAGUUGUCAUCUAAUCAAUUCUCAUUCAGUCCCAUUUGUGUGUAUAUGUUGUUGUAUAUGAGAACUAGUUGCAGUUUCUGAGGGGGGGCUCAAACUGAGAUGAGUGUCUUUUUCUUUNUGGUUUUAUU
Molecule: messenger RNA, 2432 nt
Organism: Striga asiatica
Lineage: Eukaryota; Viridiplantae; Streptophyta; Magnoliopsida; Lamiales; Orobanchaceae
Source: the annotation of a GenBank genome assembly